AUGACCCAGCUCUCCCUCCUCCGCACUCUGCUGCUCCCUGGCGUCCUCGGCCGCGGGCCAGACGACCCGCACGACGAGCACGACCCGCACAACCGCGUCACGACCAGCACCAUCAAGUUGCAGGCCUCCGGCGGCGUCUCGUGCCCUCACCCGGCUGUCAACACAGUCUGGCCGACGCCGACGGGCAGCACCUCAUACCCGACAGCGUCGGUCAUCCCGGCCGGCGCCGUCUUCGACGGCCGCAUGGCCCUCUUCGACCGCAAGGGCAGCCCCGGCGACUGCAGCGGCCAGAAGGAGCAGGACGAGGCCGCCGCCGUCUUCAUCCUCGAGCCCGGCGCCACGCUGCGCAACGCCAUCAUCGGCCCCGCCCAGGCCGAGGGCGUCCACUGCCGCGGGCCUUGCACCAUUGAGAACGUCUGGUGGGAUGACGUCUGCGAGGACGCCGCCACCUUCAAGGGCGCCGGCCCGCGUUACGUCCGCGGCGGUGGCGCCCGCGAGGCCAGCGACAAGGUCUUCCAGCACAACGUGGGCGUCAACCAAAAUUAUGGAGACACCGCCGAGCUGUCAAACUACUGCCUGGCCAAGGUUGGCGUCGUCUGCACCCGCUACAACGGAUGUGUCAAGCCCUGCGAGGCUGGAGAGGUUGGCGAGGGCGAGCUCGAGCCUUUCUGCAAAAUCAAUGGCGAUGACUGGAGCUAA
This is a messenger RNA of Verticillium alfalfae VaMs.102, 699 nucleotides long. RefSeq names its product pectate lyase. Gene Ontology annotation, cellular component: extracellular region. Bases 1 to 699 code for a protein of 232 amino acids. Lineage: Eukaryota; Fungi; Ascomycota; Sordariomycetes; Glomerellales; Plectosphaerellaceae. The transcript is spliced from 2 exons. Gene Ontology annotation, molecular function: pectate lyase activity. Gene Ontology annotation, biological process: pectin catabolic process. The record is from RefSeq and is a predicted model, not a curated record.